AUGUAUCGACAGGCUAAGCAGCAGAUGGCGCUACCAAAGUCACGGUGCGCGGCAGUGCUCGUCGCGCUGUUCGUGGGGCGGAUGGGUGAUUUGUACGUCCUUCUAAGUCGGCGUGCACCUACCCUGAGAACAUACGCCGGCGACACUUCGCUGCCUGGUGGAAAGUGGGAGCCGCAGGAUCGGAAUAUGGAGUGGACUGCUCGUCGAGAAGCAUUUGAAGAGAUAGGUCUUCCAAUGGACCAGCGCAAGGUCCCACUACUCUGUGUUCUCGAACCCGUGUUGGCGGGUCAUAACUUGAUAGUCACUCCAGUCGUCGUUCUCAUCCUCGACAAUACCCUCCGACCCAUCCUCAACACACCCGAGGUCGCUUCACUGUUCUCCCAUCCACUCAUCUCCCUGCUACACUCCGACCCACCCUUCCCGACGGAGCCCCAGAUGCUCGAGAUGGAGUACCAUACCUACUCCGACAUCAACUCGUCCGUCGGCACUUACCGCGUGCACCGCUUCCUGACAGGUCGCGAGGCGGGUGGGACCAAGCCCAUCUUCGGACUAACAGCGGGCAUCUUGAUACGUGUCGCAACCAUCGGGUACGGUCGCGCCCCCGACUUCGAGGUCGAUGCGCCGGGGCAGCCGUGCUGGAACGAGCGCAUCGCGUACUCGCUGAAGCACAAUCCUGUCUUCUUGGAGGCAAUGCAGAAGGAGGGUAUCGAUCCCUCGAAGAUCCCCGACCCGUCGAGUUUUCGGAAUAAGGCAGACGCGGAAGACACGGAGGGGCGGCCUGUGAGCGGAGAGACGAGGCGGCGGAGGCGGCGUGCGCAAAGUAAGCUUUGA
Molecule: messenger RNA, 831 nt
Organism: Fibroporia radiculosa
Lineage: Eukaryota; Fungi; Basidiomycota; Agaricomycetes; Polyporales; Fibroporiaceae
Exons: 7
Coding region: 1-831 (276 amino acids)
Biological process (GO): coenzyme A catabolic process
Molecular function (GO): acetyl-CoA hydrolase activity; coenzyme A diphosphatase activity
Source: RefSeq, a predicted model, not a curated record